UAUCGCAGUCCUUGCUGAGAAGGGGCCAUGAACGGGACGCAUUACAGUGCAGGGUCAAAAUAAAAGAGCUGAGGAGUGCUUACUGCAAAGCCCGUGAGGGAAAUCGCCGCUCAGGAGCUGCCCCCACAACCUGCCCUUUUUACAAGGAGCUGGAUGCCACACUUGGGUGUGACCCCACUGCCAAUCCGAGGACCACGAUGGAGAGUUCAGAGCAGGGAGAAGUGGGGGAGGGUGUAGAGGAAGCCGACAGCGAGGCUACUGGCGUGGAGGGAGACACCCCGGAGUCCCAGGAGGCAUGCAGCCAGGAGCUCUUCUCAAGCCAGGAGGAGGCUAGCCAGUCGCAGCAGCUGGAAGUUGCUGGUGAGGAAGAAACUGAGGAGCGUGCUCGGGUGACCUUGACUAAUGCAGCCGGAUCACUGGCCUCACAUCGGUUGCAGAACUUGAGAAAAAAUCCUCGAAAAUCAAAAGAAGAAUUGAUCAAAGCAGUUAUGAUUCACUACAACAGAGAAAGUAGGAAGACGCAGGAAUGGAGAGAGAAAAUGUAUGAGUGGAGGCAAACAGAAAGCAGGAGAAAGGAAUUGGCUAUCAAAAAAACCUCAAAGCAGAUGAUAAGGCUCCUGGCUCGCCAAACUGAGUCUUUCGAGUCUCUCGUAGCCAUGCAGGCAGAUCUGUACCGUGGUAACCCACACCCCUCCCAAAGCUCUUUCUUGUUCCCCAGUAUUUGCACAAAACACCUUUCUCCAGCAGCCAGUUUCUUAUUACCCCCAGCUGCCCCCAACACCUGUACGAUCACCUACCAGCCCUGAUAACUAUAAUUCUUACCCUGUGCACUCCACCCCCAUUACCCUGCAGCAUAGUAAUCCUGAAGUGCAGCAGACAUUGAACAGUAAUCCAAAUAGGACAUAUUCAAACCUCUGAAUGUACAGUCCACCACCCUAACCCCCCUGGCCUUUUAUGUAUUGUACUUUGAAUAAAGGAUUUUAUGGCUUUUACAAUA
Molecule: messenger RNA, 997 nt
Organism: Gopherus flavomarginatus (Mexican gopher tortoise)
Lineage: Eukaryota; Metazoa; Chordata; Testudines; Testudinidae
Exons: 2
Coding region: 198-806 (202 amino acids)
Source: RefSeq, a predicted model, not a curated record